Messenger RNA from Phyllopteryx taeniolatus (common seadragon), 7377 nucleotides. RefSeq lists its product as uncharacterized. The record is from RefSeq and is a predicted model, not a curated record. The transcript has 2 exons. The coding region runs from base 4396 to 6201 and encodes 601 amino acids. Lineage: Eukaryota; Metazoa; Chordata; Actinopteri; Syngnathiformes; Syngnathidae.
GACUCGGCUAUGGUGAGCGUCAGUAACGAGGGAGCAGGCUUGGUGACCUUAUGGACUUACACCCUGAGCAGCGUGGAAAAUAAGUUUCCCCGGGAAGAAAGGGAACUGGCAGUCCUAGCCAGGUACUGGGGGACCUUGAAGGAUUUAUCCCAGGGACAAGGAAUAAAGGUCAUCACACAGAGCCAAGUUCAUCGCUUCUUGCGGAAAGGUACCAUCAAAAGCACUAAAGCAACCAAUGUGAGAUGGGGGAGAUGGGAGGAUAUCCUACUAGACCCUGAUUUGGAGAUAGGACCAAUAACCCCCUCGUCAAAGAAACGAGUAAAGCCAGAGAUAAGAGAGGAGAAACCAUACGAAUGGAUUCUCUAUACUGAUGGAUCGAAAAAAGGUGAAGACCAGUCUGCCCACUGGGGCUUCAUCCUUAGACAUGAGGGAGAAGAAAAGAGCCGUCGUAAAGGUAUGACCCCUGGCAGUGCCCAAGCCGGAGAGGUUACAGCCAAUUGGAAGGACUGUUGGAGGCUAUAAGGCUACACGUACGACGUGUAAAGAUAGUAACGGACAGUCACUAAUGUGCACAAGCUCUUAAAGAAGACCUAUCCAUUUGGGAGGAAAAUGGAUAUGAAGGAGCGAAGGGCAAACCAGUUGCCCAUACAGAAUUAUGGAAAAAGAUAGCCGAGUUGAGGUUAAAUAUGAACAUAAAUGUCCACCAGAGAGCCCACGUUAAGGAAGGGGCUCAUUGGAGAGGAAAUGAUGAAGUUGAUAAAUACGUCCAAGAGAGAAAGUUAGUUGUUGUAGGAGCAGACGGAUGGGACAAGACCCCUGGAGGAAAAGUGGUCCCAGACGAGUUUGUGCGUGAGGUUACUACGGCCGUACAUGAAGCGCUAGGCCAUGGAGGUACCUUACCCACAAAGAGGGAGCUGGAAAGACUGGAGCUUUGGAUCCCGGAUAAGAAAAUCCGAGCUGUGUUGCGGGACUGCGAGCAGUGUAAUAAAUACAACGCAGGACGCCGAGGACAACGAGCUGAAGGAUUGACUAUAAAGAGCACUGUGCCCUGGGCAUCAGUCUGCAUGGACGUAGCAGGCCCCAUGGGAGUGAAUGGCGCCAAAGGUGAGAGGUACCUAAUCGUGCUAGUGGAUUCGAUGUCAGUUGAUUCGGCUAGAAGCCGAAAUAGAAACCAGAUAUGAGUACUGAAAGGGAAGAAGACGUUCCGCCUUUCAUCAAGCUGGCCAUGGUGAAAGGUGUUGUGGUCACACGGAGGACUACGAGUGGAGUAAUGGCUGGAAGAGCAUUUAAACUUUUGGAACAUGCUAAAAGAGGAUAUCUGUCCAAGGGGAUGGAGAGUUUGUGUUGGCACCAAGUGAAUCAAGGCUGUGUCUCCUGCGGAAAGACCGAAGCACAGGAUAACAGAAGGCAUGGAACUAGCCAGGAUUGGACAACCGGUUCCCCGACCUUGGAGAACUUAGGCCCAGCCAAAGUACUUGACGCCUACAUAUGCGAAAAUUGCAGAGCGAGAUAUUUGCCCAGAUUAAGAUUCUAUGCCCAAUGGGAUUGGAACCCAUAAGGAAAUGAAGGACAGAGAAACUGUGAAUGUUGGUGGGAUGGACGAACUCUACUAUAUUGUGACCACUGCUGGAGUAGGGUCCAGGAUGGAACAUUGGUGUUAGCCGGUCAAGCCGAUGGAUGGCAAGUGAACAAGGCAGAGACACCAAUAAGCCGGUUGCCUCCCAUUUUGACUUACCCUACCAGGAUGGAGAUCAGCAAAGAAAGAAUAGAUUUGGGACUUCCGAGCCUACUCAACACAAAUUGGCCGGGGUGGGCAGGAAAUGAACGCCCCGCAAAAUUAAUGGAACAAUUACCCAAUAACCACCUUACCCAACGCUCCGCACGAGCGAGAAGUGGGAGAAAACGGCUUGUAUACUUAUCAAACGUUGUUGGACGAAACGACCAAGAGGAUAGAGUAUAAAGAGAAAGUUGCUAUAAUACAGAUGAGUCCUGUGGCACCUCACCUGGUGUUCUCAGCAAAGACAGCAGUAAAACAUUGGGUCGAAGUCAGGGUUAUGGUGGCCUUGAUACCCUAUGAAGGAAUAUACUCCAUAGGAAUGAAGUUGUCAAUGAGAACAACUGUCAGAAGGGAGGAAAAAGGUCAAAGUAAUAGCCCUACAAGGGUCUCAAGUGGCUUGAGUAGAAAUACAAAAUUAUUGUCGCUAGCAGAAGCAGCAACAGAGGAAUUAGAGAAAUUGGGAGAGGAGAUUGAAACUGCUGGAAACGGCUCAGGCAGUAGCAAUGAAGAAGUUCAUAAGUUAAAGAAACGCACUGACAUUAGGAAGGGAAGGACCAAGUGCCCCUACCCUAACUGUACCGGUGACGGGCACGUGCUGUCAGAUAGGAUGUACCAUUGGUCUCUGAGAGGAUGCCCUGGAUAUAAUAAAGAAUGGCCAAAGGGUUAUGGGAGUUCGAAAUGGAAGGAAAUAAGACGAGUAGUGAAAGAAAGGGAAUACGCUUUGAAAGAUGAAGAAUGGGAGCCCGAGAAGAUCGGAAGGAGUAGGCGACGACGGCCUGCAGAAGGAAACGCUUCCCCAGAGAAGGAGGCACAAGAACCAGAGGAAAGCCACCGCAUACAAACGAUUGAUAGUGGUGAGGAAGUAGUUAAGGGAUGGCUCUCUCGUCUGUGGAAUAGACCAAUCAAAGAGUCAUCAUCCUCUUCGACGCAGGAUUAAGACCUAAAAGGGAAAUUUAAGUGCGCGACUUAGAAGCUCGUGGGGUUACUUUGGAAAAACAAAAGGCUUCUAUGUAAGACGUAUUGAAAAAGAUAUUGUUGGCGUUGCAAGAAUUACAAGAUAAAGGAGAUAUAAUUAGAUUGAAGACAAUUGAAUUAUAAGGAACACCCCCUUAAGAGGGUGGAGCAAAUGUGAGAGUGAAUAUAUAGUGGGAUUGACGCAAGUGGACUGAGAACUGCACAGUCUCACCCCGCAUAACGAGGAAGGAGAGGAAUGGAUCAGCUGAAUGACCUGAGAAUUCGUAUGACUAAAUUGGAGGAACAAGCGUCGAACAUAGCAGAUGCGUUAAGGCUCACACUAACAGCGCUACACAGGUAGUACAAAAAGGACAGGAGGAGAUUACAGCUCUUGUGUUGCAACAUCAGGCCGCAUUUAUAGACCAGAAAUCCCUUCUCAAUAAAUUGGAAGAAUUCAGAAGGACUACUGGGAAGCUGCUCACUCUAUCAGCCGAGGUGACUUACUUGUCCCAUAAAUUGGAUGAGAUAGAAGAAGGACAACUGGAUCGCUAAAAGGAAUAUUUGCCCGGCUGGAUUUCAUGGACCUGACAGGUAUUCGAGUUACUUGGACUUGGACAACCAAGGGCUGAGGAGAAGACUGAAUGCAAAGAACCUACUAACCAAAUGGAAAAGGAGCCAAGCGGAAAGAUGGAAGGGGGGAACCUUCAGACAACUGACAACCCGCAUUACGAUACUCCUAAACCGCAUUAUGAUACUCCUAACCCGCAUUACGAUACUCCUAAACCGCAUUAUGAUACUCCACAGCCAAGAACUUUAAAGGACCCCUUGCACAACAUCAAGAGGUAGGACAAAAAGUUCAUACAUAUCGCAACUUAGAACGAGUGAUACAACAAAAAGAGAAUGCGUACGAGAUACCAACGGGAAAGGAAUCGGAGGAAACCCAGUAUGAACAACCCGACCAAGAUAUAGAAUGGGACUCAUUCAGUCAAGAUGAAAUACCCCGUUAUACCACACCACGGGCGUUCUGGCUCAAAAAUAGGAGGAAGAUAAAGCGUAUCGGGAUCUUAGCGUGCGGCUGUAUCAUCAUGAAUGCCCUGUUGAUGUUAAUGACGAACCUCAACACUUGGAUUGAAAUCAUACGGGAUGACCUUUUGGACUUGACUACUAUUCGAUACGGAACUACAAAGAUAACUAAUCAAUCAUGCUGGAUAGUACGUCAAGUACAGACGGUGGAGAAGUGGAAACAGAAUAAUAAAUCUGUCUCAGGCACAGGACAAGACACAACUGAUGGUUGUAAUAAGUCUCCCAAGAAUAGUUCAGAGGCUUUGGAAAUGCAGAAGGGAGGAAAGGACAUAAAAGCCUGGCUGAAGAACUGCACCGAAUACCCGGUGAUGUCCAAGAAGGUGUGUUCCCCACAUGUUGUUAAACGGGCUAAUUGGAGUAGUGGAGGCCCCGCUAUCAGGUUGGAUGUGCUGUGCUUGGAACAGAGUGAGUCGAGACUGGUUAGAAAAAAUUGGCUCCAAAUAGGUCACGCUGAACCAAUGUGGUAUACCAAUGAACACUGCACAGGCCUGCCUGACGGCUCAGGAGGAUAUUGGAUACCCAAGGCAGCCAAAAAUGAUAUCAUUUCCAAAGCGGCGCCCCUGAAUCAUACUUGAACCACUAUGCGCCCAAGAUGGGAACCAUGCUGGAGCUGCUUAACUUUCACCUGUGCAAACCGAACAUCCACGGGCAAUGACAGUCAAGAAUCCUCAACCUUUGGACCACCGACAGUGGCAUCACCACCUUAUAAAAACAGGUCGGAAAUAAGAGCACCAAGAGCGCUUUCACGGAAGCGACGUUCCACAGAAGAUCAAUUUAAAGAGUGUCAGCGGAAGUUGACAAAAGAAGCCCCUUCUUUACACCCCUGUCUGUGGAAUAGGGGUAGGAAAUGUGACAUGCGCUACCAUUUCCAUAUAUUGACCUAUAGGGGAAUAUAUGUCCAGGAUGACAAUUUUGCACCUGGGUUUGCGAACCUGCUUUUCCAGUCUGUGGGUUUCCUACAAUACCAAGGAACCGAAGUGAACUACGAACCCUGGCUAAAUAAAUCCUUGACAUGGAUAAGACCAGUACGUUCGUCCAGAUGGAUUUCUGAGAAAAAGGAAUCAUUGUAUAAGUUAGUAACACGAGGAACGCGUUGGUAUUAUCAACGACUUCCUACCCCAACGGAUUUGCUCUCCGUGCCCGACGGUGAUUUCCACAAACUGGAUCAAUGUGUAGUUUUGAAAAUAGUUGACCAACUUCAUGAGAAAGACUGGACAAAGGGCACCUCACCUCGAUGUCCUUUAGAAGAAACAAUAGGAGCACUUUCUACCAAAUGGAUUUACAAUUGUACAAGCCGGAAAAAGAACGACACAGUCAAAGGAAUUUUGCAAGCAUGGCAAGAACACCACGCGAGAGACGAAACUAAGACUCGGUGGGGUUUUAACCAGAAGGAGAUAGAACAGUUUGUGGUUCCCUGCUUAAACACAUCAAAAGGUUUUUGGGUUAAGUACCAGUAUUUGGCAACAGUGUACUCGAAAGAACAAGAUCUUUGGCCUGAUUAUGCAAGGAUAAAUGGUGGGGGAGUUGAUCUUUAUGCCAGCCCCAAACCCUGGACAAUGAUUUGUAAUACACAAAAACGUAAUUGUACAAUACAACUAGCGAGGAAACCGUGUGAUAGUGUACCAAGGUUUAAGGAUUACUGUAAGAACAAAUAUCUAGAUAAAGAUUACGCUAGUAUAGAGGGUGCAGUAUGGAUUAAGAAUAGUCAAAAUCAGUGGAUACGAAAUGAGGCAGUAAACAGACAAUAUUGCACGCGAUGGGAAAAGGAUUACGGUCUUCAAGAGACAAUUAACCAGGGUAACGCCCAGAACUAUAUUCCAUACAAACCUGACCCUGAAAUACAGAUUCUUGAGGGACGUGCGUUCCGGAAGAGCUUAUGUGAGGGGAAAGAAGUAACAGGUUUCGACUGGGUAGGCUUUAAUAGAAUAUAUGGCCAAGGGAAAUGCCAGGAACCCUAUGAACAUUGGCUAUCAUGCGGCCAUGGCGACAGCCUACAUGAGUGCAAAUGGUAUGAAAGAGUUGGGAAGGUUCUGGGGGAAAAUAUCAAAGAAAUCGGCGUAGCCCUUGUCACAACUGCGGUAGAGAUUGUGAAAGAAAGCCUAGAUAUAGGUUCUUGGCUCCUAGACCUUGCCAAGGAAAUAGGAUGGUGGCUCAUAUUGGGACUUACGAUAGUACUUGCGGCUGCAAUAGCUGUGGCACUCAUCAAGAGAGUACUACAAGGACAACCCAUGCCCUGGCAGUACAAAAAGAUGGGGACGCCUCUAAAAGUAAACGUCGUUGAUAAAGUCUACAUGGAGCUGCACAAGAAAUGGGCGGAGCCCAAGCGGAAGUGUCUGACGGCUAAGGAUGAAGAAACCAAGGAGGGGGCGGGGCCUGUGCAAGUAUAAAAGCUGGCGCGCGGCUCUGUCCCUCUCAGUUCAUACAUCGUGGUGGAAGGGUAAAACUUUGAGCCAUGGCGUGUUCUUCAUCUACCAAUGAUACUUAUGAUAGACCAGGCGCAAUGCAAAAUGUGAGUAAUGAGCUUCAAUAUUGGAUUAUUUUAGCGAUAUGGGUAAUCUAUUGCUGUACCGGCCAAUGGCAUUUUCACCAGGUAACUCGGCUCAUCAUUUGUACCAUAUCUAUAGAUAAAGUUUUGGUUUUGAGAUUUGUGUAUUGCACUUAUACCUGAGGACUCGGCAUGUUCGUUGUGUUUAUGCAUGGCCGAAUAAUAAUUGAUUAUAAAACACCCAAAGGUUUUGUAGAGACAUUUUUGUUGAUAGGCUGGAUAGUCUUAGACGUAACUUCAAUGAAAGCCUUUGAGAUAAUUUAUGGAGCGGUGGUGUUGGAGGGGGUACUUGCGAUAGCCAUGGCCUUAUACGUGAUGAACCUAGUCAUUGGUCUUCAAAAGAAUAAAAGUAAGAGGGUAUGGAUUUGCGCUUGGCUAAGUUAAUAGUAUGGGGGACCAUUUGGGGUAUUAUUUCCCUUCUUCUUUGGAUGCGCUUGAUUGACCAAUUAGUUUUAAUUGCCUGGUUCUUCACAUAUUCAGCCUUCUUUACCCUCCCACCUCGGAACUCUGCUGCUCGGCGAGUGACAUCCCCUCACUGCCACGCAGUUUGAGGAUACGCUCUCUUGAUGGGAAUAACACGGCUAUUUACCGACCUCCGGGUCAGGUAACUUUUGUAAGGGACCAGGCUGAUGCCUAGGAUCCCCUUCAGUUGAUGAUUUUGUGUUGACUAUGUGUAUGUUUACAGAAUGUAAUUACCCCGUGGUGUGUCCUUUGUGGGACUACUUCCCUUCGAUCCGCGUGGAUCAUGGGUGGUUCCUUCCUUGGACACUGCUGCUUCCCUUCACCGGUUAGUUCAAAGAAAGAGGUCUGGCUUGUACCUGAUGGACUCUACCUAAAAGCUGUGGCGAGUGAGGAAGGCUUCCUCACUGACGACUGGCUGUGGCUGACCUUUGCUGAUCUGGCGACUACGGCAGCCGCCCGGCCUCCCCACUGCCUGCCACCUGUCCAUGCCACCGCCUGCUAACAGAUCCAGGACCACUUCCAUUACCUUCAUAAAUAAAACUGUUCAUCACAAAUC